Gasterosteus aculeatus aculeatus (three-spined stickleback) is the source of this 4563-nucleotide messenger RNA. Lineage: Eukaryota; Metazoa; Chordata; Actinopteri; Perciformes; Gasterosteidae. The record is from RefSeq and is a predicted model, not a curated record.
UUUAUUCCUGUUUGGACAGGUGCAUCAGCGAAUCCUACUUCCCAUGUGUGGGAGAACGGAGGUGGGGCCCGGGAUUGCGUCUCUGUUAACACCUCCGCAGAUUCAGCGUGAAGCAGGGAGAGAGAAACACAGACGUGCAGACCGAAUGAAUAGAAAGAGGAGGACAGAGGGAGCGAGAGAGAAGAGUGUAAGAGACGAAAUAUAUAUUUGACUGUGUGGGUGUGUGAAGUACCAAGGCAUGCAUCAUAAUUGUGGAUUCUUCUUGGAGCAGCCGGACGUGUCAGUGCAGCAGCAGGACGUUAUUGGUCCCACAAAGUGUGCUGUUUUCUACUUACAAACAUUGGAAGCUGUGAGCCACUCAAGAGACAAAAUGGAAACGGUUUGGUUUCUGCUGCUGCAAGGAUUUUAUUAACUGGGACUAUUAAAAAAACACAAUUAGACCAUAAUUGAAGGUGUGGAGACUAGGAAAGGAUGAUGAUGCCCCUUCACUGUCAAUAGCCAACACUUCAAGUCACGAAUUUAUCUGAGAUGGCCGUCAGCCCUGUCGUCGUCCUCUUUGUGUCGCUGAUUGGCUCUGGCUCAUCCCACCCCUCUCCUCCUCCCCGGGGGUGCAGCGUGGAUGUGGACCCUCUGUACAGAGUGCUGUGUGACCUGGAGUCGGUCUGGGGCGUGGUCCUGGAGGCCGUGGCCUGCAGCGGCGGCCUGGCUUCUCUGUUCAUCGCUGUCCUCCUGCUGGUCAAGCUUCGCUUCAUUUCCGACCCCGCCAGGCGCUCCGGCACGGGGCCUCUUCUCCUGCUGCUGGGCACGCUCCUCGGGCUCUUCACUAUCUCUCUGGCCUUCUUGGUGGGGAAGAACCAGGCGCUGUGCGUGGUCCGCAGGGCCUUCUGGGGGCCCCUGUUUGCCCUCUGCUUCUCCAGCUUGCUAGUGCAGGGCGUGAGGCUCAGGAGGCUGGUGGCGGGCGAGACGAGCCCCUCAGGCAGCUCGUUGGCUGCGCUGGGUUUGGCCUUGGCCUUGGUUCAGGGCAUCAUCUCUGCCGAAUGGGUCUUGCUGACUGUAGUCAGGGAGGGUCACCCGGCCUGCGAAUAUCCGCCUUUAGACUUUGCUCUGACGUGCAGCUACACCCUGGGGCUGCUCCUCAUAGCCAUGGGGCUUUCUUUAGGGGUGGUGCUGUGUGGAGGAGAGAUGGGAGCCGAGGGAGGAGGCGGGAGCGAAGAAGACAGAGAAGGAGAGGAUGAAAAACGGAGAUGGAAGUGCAACGCCGUCUGGCUCUUCCUGUCCAGUCUGGCAUCAGCGUUGCUGUGGGUGGCUUGGCUGGGGUUUUAUCUUUAUGGCAGCCAGACGCUGAGGGGGAAGGGAAAAGGGGAAAGGUCAGGAGGAGGAGGAGGAGGAGGAAAUAAGGAUGCCAAGGGGUUGGAUGAGCCGGCGUUGGCGGUGGCGUUGGUCGUUCAGGGCUGGAUCCUGCUGCUGCUCCACGCGAUUCCAGAGGCGCACCUGUGUCUCCGAAACCCUCCACCGUCCAACACGCAAGACUUCUUCAACACCAGUCACACGUCUGCGCCGCCACAUUUCGGAGAUGAGCACCCAGCACACUCACACCGACCCUUCCCUGAAAACCAGGCUUUUUCUAUGGAGGAGCACGGUGCAACGCUCCGAAGCGGAACGUACCACAGCAGCCAAGGGAGCAUGCGUCCCGGCGUAGCCUUCAGGGGCCACGUCUACCAACCCACUGAGAUGGCACUGGUCAUGAAUGGUGGAACAAUGCCCACAGCACCAGUCAACUACACUGGACGACGGUUAUGGUAAUAAUGGACCAUACAUGGGUUUGUGGUUGUGGAAUUUCCGGUUGCCUAAGAAGAAGAAGAAGAAGAAGAAGGAGGAGGAUAUGUUAAGGCCACCACAUAUCACACAGAAUGGGUUAGACUGCAGCUGAAAAAAUGCCCACAAAUGUAGGAAUUUUACAGCUUUUAACAGUAUUUUUUGUCUAGGUUUUCUGUGACGCCUCAGAGUGAGUGCACACAAUGGAGGGAAGAGAAAGUAAAAGAGCUUACUGAAUUUAAUUGAAAUUACAAUAUGUAAACAAAUGCACUGACAUGGAGCUUAUGAGGAGGGUUAAUGUUGUCUACGGUUAACAUCUAAGACCAGUGUUCAGUGUGGUUUUGGCCCGGAGAAAGUAACAAUGAUUAUUUGAACGUAGUAGACAUUUUGUGUGUGCAGCUCGAAAUGAAUGUUGUUACUUACUGAUCAGUGAUGUUCUCUUCAUAGAAACAACACUUUCCUUUCCUUUCUAUCUCGCGUCAAGCUAUGACAGAGAAAAGACAAAGCUUUAGGUUGUUUAUGUAAAUUACCUGCAAACGCCCACAAAGCUUGCUUGCCAUCUGUAAUACGUGCUGGAAAGACCCAAAAGGCCUCAGUGCGAUUCCCUCCAUGUCUCCAUUCACCAGUGCUACUUUGCCCAUUUCGCCCUGUGUAUUGAUAUAUAUUUCAUGCAUUUAAUAUGGCUUGUGCAGAAUUCUGGGGGUGGUCGUUUGAAAUACAAAAUGCGUUGGAUAAAUCAUUUUUUUGUACAUCAUAAGAACCCAUUUAAUACUGAAAUACUUAUUCUGCAAUAAGUUUUGCUGUUUAAGGUUGUAAUUUUGCAAUUUAUCCUUAAAUGGAUUUGGGAUGUACAAUAAUUUCAGACACACUUUAGUGCAGUUUAAAAGUAAUGUAUUUUGUCCAAAUGAAUUGUAUUUUGAGUGUUUUCUAGAAUUUUUAUAUAAAUAUGAUAGUAUGAUAGAGAAAUAGACUUUUAGAGUUGCAAAGUUCAUUCUUGACAUCGGAGACAACAAUGACAAAACCAUCUGUUGUGGUCAGAAACAUCUACAAUUCCAUAUCAACUGGGCAAAAUCUGCAGAGGAAGACCAAGUUCUAAGCUGAAGAGCUCUGGAACAACAACUAAAUGGACUUGGAGGUUUGACUGUUUUUCUUGCUACUGAUCAUACUUGUAUAUGGCGACAUCUCAUUAUAUUCUGGCAUGCAGGAUCCCUUUAAAUUUAAACUUCUGUUAAAAAUGCAGUGUUGCUUGAAAGUUUGUGAACCCUCCCGACAGGCUCAUUGUGUUUGAACAAAAAGGUAAAAUAACCUUUUAAAAUGUAAAUCCAAACACCAAUUUGUAAAGCAGACUUUCCAAAUAAUGGACACAAACAAAGACAAAUGCAUUUUCAUCAUUUACUCCACAAGAGUGGUUUAUCUUACAAAAACUGAAAAUGUGCAAAAGUAUGUAAACCAUUUAAGUUAAUAGCUUGUGGGACCUCCUUUUGCAGCCAUUUCUUCAACCAAUCGUCUUCUGACCAGUCUCUCGCUGACUGGUGAUGGGGACAUUUUUGCACUCCUCCUUGCAGAACUCAGCCUGUUGAGACGGGUUGGAGGGACAUGUGGCUUUUACCGCCUGCUUCAGAUCUAGGUGCUUCUUGGUGAUGUGGUGUUGAUGGGCUUCCAGGCAGAGUCGAGGUCAUGUCGAAGGCCGCCCAUUUGUAAAGGAUUUGUCUCACACUGGAUGGAUGCAGCUGGAAUCUUUUGCAGAUGCUCUUAUAGAUUUCCCCAGGCUGAUGGGCUGGCAGUACCUUCUUCCUGAUGUCCUCGGAUAUCUCCUUUCCUCUCGGCAUUGUUGACCUGUGUGGGUACACCUUGGCACUACAGUAGUUUGCUUGGUUUCCUCUCUCUUUUAAUCUGCGUUGCCCAACCUGAUUCCUAAGGAUGUCUCAUUUGAUUAGUCUGCUUAAUUAACUUAUUAAGCACCCAAAUGUUUUUUACCUCAAUCUAAUAAAUUCUUGACUUUACCAACGCAGCUGGUUCACUUACACUAAACCUAUGUUGCAUGUCAUUUCGGGCUACUCAUCCAAUUUCCUCUAAAAGAGUACAUGCAAUGGAUAAACAUAAUCCUGACAUUUAAUAUACGUAAAACUGGUGAUGAUAAAAUAUGGAAAUCUAUGGAAAUAAAAUAAAAUAAGAAAAAAGUCUAAACUGCUCAAGGGGUUCACAUACUUUUAAGCGGCACUGUAGAGAAAACCUUUAGUCAUCCAUCACUGUGAAUUUACCUGAAACACAUUCUAACGCAUGUAUACUGCUUGAAUUUUGGCCCCACGGUGAAACGCAUUUCUGCAGACACUGAACUCUGAGGCAGCUUUAUACUUGAGUUCAGGGUUGCAGUUUUCAUUUCCUGACCAACUCUGAAUUCAUUUGAGGACAUUUAAUCGAGUCACAAUACAAUUCAGAGUAACCAUGUGAAUGUUGUGACCAUUCUGUACUUGCUGUAAGACUUAGCUAACUAAAAAACUUGCUUCUGUGUACAAUUGUGCGUCCAGGUAUGUAAAUUGAAAACUUUUUGAUCACAGGAUUUGUAUGUAUUUACCCUAUAUAAGAGAAUUUUUAUUGUGUCAAUAUUCCAAAUGUAAAAAUUGUAUUUUCCAUUUGAGAUGCUCCUAUGAUGCACUGUUUGUGCACGGUUGUGUGUUUCGGGCAGCGUAACAUGAAUGUCUGUAUUGUAAUCGGCACAAAGUGGCUAAUACAUCAGUGCAUAUUUUA